Oreochromis aureus is the source of this 2077-nucleotide messenger RNA. It is a transcript of the gene tmem161a, whose product is annotated as transmembrane protein 161A. Lineage: Eukaryota; Metazoa; Chordata; Actinopteri; Cichliformes; Cichlidae. Bases 117 to 1607 code for a protein of 496 amino acids. The record is from RefSeq and is a predicted model, not a curated record. The transcript is spliced from 11 exons.
GGGACAUUUAACAGCUCCACAUGUCGGCAGGUUCAGUUCAGAUGCCAAAGACUUUCUUGCAUGAGAAGAAGCUGCUUUAGUUAUUCUCGUUUUAACGACGCCGUUUGGAAGAAGAGAUGGCGCUGAUGGGAGUUCAGCUUGUGGUCAGCUUACUGGCCGCCAGCAUAAUGCAGAGGAUGGCUCCACAUUGCUCAUUUGCACGCUGGCUGCUCUGCAACGGCAGUUUGUUGCGAUUCAAACACCCUUCAGAGGGAGAGCUGUGUGCCCUGGCAGGAAAGCAGAUGCCCAAACAAAACAGGAGAGACAGGCGGCAGAAUGGGGAGAAUAAACCGCUCACUGUGCCCAAAGACAUUGACCUUCACCUGGAGAAAGCACCAGUCAACGUCAUUGACGCUCUCGUGCUGCGCUUUUUCCUGGAGUACCAGUGGCUUGUAGAUUUUGCAGUCUAUGCAACCGGAGUUUUCCUCUUCACUGAGUGUUACUAUAGUGUGGUAGAUGCCAGCAAAGAGGUUAAUAUUGGAGCCAUCUGGUGUGUCCUGACUGUUCUCUUCUGUCUAAAGACCCUUCACACCCUAAUGAGCCACUACUUCCGCUCUGAGGAGGGUGGUGAGCGCUCAGUGUGCCUUGCCUUUGGUUUUCUGUGUCUGCUUGUGGCCAUGCUAGUGUUGGUUGUCAGAGAGGACUACCUGGAGUUCGGCCUAGAGCCAGGUUUUUCCAGCCUCUUUGACAACUUGGAAAUCUUUGUCAAACAGCAGGGCUACGCUGACUGGUCAAUCCCAGUGACUAAGCUGACAGUGAAGCUUGGUUUGGCUGCUGUCUGUGCCUACAUCGGAGCUCUCUUGGCCUUCCCUGGACUGCGGCUGGCUCAAACUCACCUAGAUGCGGUACAGAUGAACUCAGACCGCCCACUCAUCCAGAUUCUGCUGCAUAUGGGUUUUCUGUCUCCAGUCAUUGUGUUGGUUUUGUGGGUGAAACCCAUUGCAAGAGACUUCCUGGCCAAUGCACCUAUGGGAAAGACCUCUGUCACUUUAGUAUCCAGUGAAGCAUUUGACAGCAUGCGUCUUUGGAUGAUCGUGGUGUCGUGUGUGCUGCGGCUGGGUCUCACCCGUUAUCACCUCCAGGCCUACCUCAACCUAGCUCAAAAAUGGGUAGAGCAGAUGAAAAAGGAGGCAGGACGUAUUGCUGCAAUUGACAUCCAGCGAAAGGUUACACGUGUGUUUUGCUACCUGACAGUAGUUAGUCUUCAGUAUCUGAUUCCAAUUCUGCUCAUCCUAUUCUCAACACUGUCACUUAAGGCACUGGGGGACUUCUCCUGGAGUACAGGUGCCCAGGAUACCCCUGGUGUGACACCAGCAAUCAUCAUGCCAACAGCUGCACCUGUCCUGUCUGGAGCUCUAGAUGAAGAUGAAGAAGGGAUGGAGGACAUGGAGGAAGACAUCCAAGCUACAGUAGCUCGACUGUCAGAGACUUUCACAGCGCUGCGAUCUGUCCUGACACCGCUUUUCUACAGAGGGUUUUUUGCCUUUCUCACCUGGUGGGUGGCUGUCUGCCAGGUCAUAAGCUCUCUAUUUGGCAUCUACUUCCAUCAGUACCUUAUGCAAAACUAACUGAGGAAAAUGGAGUGCCAUACUUCUAUACAUCCAGCAAUCGGCUCACAUUAUGCUGUUGCACAGGAUGCCUGCAGACAGCAGAGGGGACAUUUCAAUAAAAUAGAACUACAGCUGGAUUGCACCAUCUUUCUGGUCGUAACUGAUCAAGGUUGGAUGCUGUCUGUUGCAAUAUUUACUACUUUGUUGACCUUGUAACUUUUUGAGACCAGCAGGACUCUGGCAUUAGUAACACACAAAUAUACAGAAAGAACUGAGUGGGGGUCUGCAUCACAAAUCAAGUUCAGUUUAGUCCGCCUUAACAUGUAUCACAAUGUGAAUUCUAAAUUGGCUCAGUAAAAUCUGGGUUUAAUUAAGAUAAGAUAAGAUAACCUUUAUUAGUCCCACACGUGGGAAAUUUGUUUUGUCACAGCAGGAAGUGGACAGUGCAAAAGUUAUGAAGCAAAAAUGAGAAUAAAAUAAAAUAAGAA